Messenger RNA from Symbiodinium necroappetens, 1977 nucleotides. The record is from the annotation of a GenBank genome assembly. NCBI's taxonomy places the organism in Eukaryota, Dinophyceae, Suessiales, Symbiodiniaceae.
AUGGAGACUGGAGAGAGGACGCCUACACCGAAACAGCUGCUUCGAGUGGGCUUCUCGCUGGCUGGUAGCUCUCUGUUCCUAGCAGAUGGAUGCGACAGCUUUUGCUUCGAUUCCGAAGGCCUGUUCAUCCAUGAAAAAUUGCGGAAGAAGGUCGGUCCUAAAUUCCGAGACGCAGUCGUGGCGGUCCUCCUGAACCUGGACCAGUCGAGCCCCAACAAGAACACCGUCAGCCUUUUUUUGAACGGCGUCCGACAGUCUCCUCCCCAGCCCAUACCGGAGCACCUGUGCGGCAAGCCGCUCUAUCCCACUCUCUCAUUCAAGAAUGUGUCCGUGGACGUGAACUUGGGCCCCUCUCCACGCAAGGCCCUGCCGUUUCACUGCCACAUGCUGGCAGGCGCGGCGGCAGCUGACGUGGAGGCAUCUCCUUGCAAAGCGUUGGCCAAGAAGCCCGAGGUGAUUCUGCCAGUGGGCCUACCCUCUCAGGGCUUCUUUGAUUGGGUGGACGAGUUCGUUGAAAAGAACCCGGGCUAUGUGGAGCUGAGUGAUCGAAAGAUCCUGGAGUGGGCACAGAAAAGUGGCCUGUGGAAGCCAAAGGGGGGUGGGUCCCUGGACAAGCCCGAAGGCAACUUCGGUGUCCCGGCACUGGAUGACGGGAGCGUGCGUCGAGUUCUAGCCAACAUCUCGCCCGCCCUGAACCGCAGUUACAUCAUCGGUGAACUGAAAGGCAACUUGGUCGCGGCCGACCGACAGGCUACCUUGGGCAGGUUCAAUCCCCAGGACUUCUCUCGAAAGUCCGUGGUGGUCAUGGGAGAACCGACACAGGAGUACAAGAGCAGGGUGCAGAGUCUCAUCUUGGCAGAGAAGAAACAGAAGGCCGAGCAGGAGCAGAAGCGCAAGGCCCAGGCAGAGGAGCGGAAGCGGAUGCUGGAGCUGAAGCGCAAGAAGGCGGAGGAGGCAAAGAAGGCCAAGGAGGCAGCUCAGAAAAAGAAGGAGGGCAAGGAGGAAAACGGAGACGCAAAGGAGGAGGCAGAGGAGACCGCUGAGGAUGUGAAGAUGGAGGAGCCUGUCCAAGUGGAACUCACAGAGGAGGAGAAGGCCUUGUCCUACCGGACCUCUACGACGCCAGACAUCUCGGAACGUGAGUUGACCAAGUCUUUCGCGAAGUUCAGCCUUCCGAGCAAAGAGGAGGGCUUCGAGGCCAUCAGCUUCGCAUGGCAGGCUGAGGCUGACUGCGCGGCCUUGCUCAAGAAGUGGAUCCUUCAGAAGAAGCUGACGCAGCGAGCCGAGGACUUGCAGCCUGGUGCCGGCUUCAAGGAGACAUGGACGAAGUGGCAGAAAACGAUCCAGGAGUGGAGGAGGCGGCAGGCCGACUACAAGGAGCCGUCGAAGCGCAAAGCCCUCGCCGCCAAGAAGGUGGAGACAGCCAAGAAGGCCAUGGAGGAGGAGAAGAAGAAACUGAUGGAAGCAGGGGACGAAGAUGCAGCCAAGGCUCUGGAAGAGAAGUUUGCGCAAGAUUCCGCUCCGGUGGAAGUGAACUUCGAUGACCUCGAUGUCUUUGCUGUCGAGGAUGUGAUGGACCUUGGCAACACCAUGCCCUUGUUCGCACAGUUCUUGUACGAGGAUUGGGCCCUUCUGAAUCUGAGAGCAGAGCUCCACCUCCUGCUGCACAACUUCAAGAAGGACUUGGACGAUGCAGACAGGCCGAGCUUCGUGGAAGCCCAUCUGGGAUACUACUACCAGAAGUACUUCAAGAAGAGCUGGAACUUCAAUCAGUACGGCCUCGCGAAGUUUGCAGACCUUUUGGAUAUCCUGAAGGAUGCUAUCUCCGUGGAUAGCACUUCAAACUUCCUCCAGGCUGUGCAAACCGAGGAUGUCACGCUCGAGACCUUCCUGAAGUAUACCGAGGACCACAGGCGAGAGCGGGAGCGCCGUGUCGACGCCGGCGACGAGACCGCGAAGCUAAAGUUCUCGAGGCCG